Molecule: messenger RNA, 6318 nt
Organism: Gekko japonicus
Lineage: Eukaryota; Metazoa; Chordata; Lepidosauria; Squamata; Gekkonidae
Gene: DSCAML1
Product: Down syndrome cell adhesion molecule like 1
Exons: 33
Coding region: 1-6318 (2105 amino acids)
Biological process (GO): axon guidance; homophilic cell-cell adhesion; dendrite self-avoidance
Cellular component (GO): axon; plasma membrane
Molecular function (GO): cell-cell adhesion mediator activity
Source: RefSeq, a predicted model, not a curated record
AUGCACACACGUAGGCCACUGUGGAGAAACGCCAUCUUGUGGGUGUGCCUGAGGCGGGUGUGGGCCGGAGGGGAGGAGGCCCUCGGACAGGAGGCGGCAGGCCUGGGCCCCCUCGCCCCCUCCUCCUCCUCCUCGUCCCCCCGCUUGCCCUCCAGUCUCCAGGCGGCCCUCGGAGGGCAGCUCCCUCGGAGAGGACGGGAAGCCCAUCGAGGCGCGUGCACUGAAGAUGUCGGAACCAGCCUCUACUUUGUGAACGACUCCAUCCAGCAGGUGACCUUCUCCAGCACCGUCGGGGUGGUGAUCCCCUGCCCGGCAGCAGGGUCCCCCAGUGCCACCCUCCGCUGGUACCUUGCCACUGGGGAUGACAUCUAUGAUGUCCCACACAUCCGCCACGUCCACGCCAACGGGACGCUGCAGCUCUACCCGUUCUCGCCAUCUGCCUUCAAUAGCUUUAUCCAUGACAACGACUAUUUCUGUACCGCAGAGAACUCUAUGGGCAAAAUCAGGAGCCCAAAUAUCCGGGUUAAAGCAGUUUUCAGGGAACCUUACACAGUUCGGGUGGAGGAUCAAAGGUCAAUGCGUGGAAAUGUGGCUGUCUUCAAGUGCCUCAUCCCUUCCUCAGUGCAAGAGUAUGUCAGUGUUGUAUCCUGGGAGAAAGACACGGUUUCUAUUGUCCCCGAAAACAGAUUUUUUAUUACGUUCUACGGAGGGUUGUACAUCUCCGACGUGCAGAAGGAAGAUGCCUUGUCCACCUACCGGUGUAUCACCAAGCACAAGCACAGCGGUGAGACGCGGCAGAGCAACGGAGCCCGGCUGUCCGUCUCAGACCCAGCAGAAUCCAUUCCCGCCAUCCUAGACGGCUUCCAGUCCCGGGAGGUGAGGGCAGGCCAGCUGGUGGAGCUGCCGUGCAUUGCCUCCGGCUACCCGAACCCUGCCAUCCGGUGGGUCAAGGACGGCCGCCCACUGCCUGCAGACAGCAGAUGGACCAAACGUCUCACAGGCUUGACAAUCAGUGACCUGCGAGUGGAGGACAGCGGGACGUACAUCUGCGAAGUCACAAACACCUUUGGCUCUGCUGAGGUCACCGGGAUCCUUGCAGUGAUAGACCCUCUGCAUGUCACCCUCACACCAAAGAAGCUGAAAACUGGCAUUGGGAGCACAGUCAUCCUCUCGUGUGCCCUCUCGGGCUCGCCAGAAUACACCAUCCGCUGGUAUCGCAACACAGAGCUGGUGAUGCCAGACGACUUCAUCUCCAUCCGGGGCAUCAACAACGAGACCCUCCUCAUCACAGCUGCCCAGAAGAGCCACUCGGGGGCCUAUCAGUGCUUCGCCACGAGGAAGUCCCAAACCGCUCAGGACUUUGCCGUCAUUGUGCUGGAGGAUGGAACGCCUCGCAUCGUUUCGCCCUUCAGCGAGAAGGUGGUGAAUCCCGGGGAGCCGUUCUCCCUGCUGUGUGCCGCCAAGGGGGCCCCCCCGCCCACCAUCACUUGGGCCCUGGAUGACGAGCCCAUCCAGAGAGACGGCAGCCACCGCACCAACCAGUACACCAUGUCGGAUGGCACCACCGUGAGCCACAUGAACGUGACGAACCCGCAGAUCAAGGACGGAGGGGUGUACCGAUGUGCCGCGCGGAACUCGGUGGGCAGCGCCGAAUACCAAGCGCGAAUAAACGUAAGAGGCCCCCCCAGCAUCCGUGCAAUGAAGAACAUCACAGCCGUGGCAGGGCGGGACACCUUCAUCAACUGCCGGGUGAUUGGCUACCCGUACUACUCCAUCAAGUGGUACAAGGACUCUCUGCUGCUGCCCGACAACCACCGGCAGGUGGUCUUUGAGAACGGCACCCUCAAGCUGAUGGAUGUGCAGAAGGGCAUGGAUGAAGGAGAGUACCUGUGCAGUGUUCUCAUCCAGCCGCAGCUCUCCAUCAGCCAGAGUGUCCACGUCACCGUGAAAGUGCCUCCUCUGAUCCAGCCCUUCGAAUUCCCUCCGGCCUCCAUUGGACAGCUCCUCUACAUCCCGUGCGUGGUCUCCUCAGGUGACAUGCCCAUCCGCAUCACGUGGAGGAAAGAUGGGCAGGUGAUCAUCUCUGGCCCUGGCGUCACCAUUGAGAGCAAGGAGUUCAUGAGCUCCCUGCAGAUCUCCAGCGUCUCUCUCAAGCACAACGGCAACUACACCUGCAUCGCUAGCAAUGAUGCGGCCACCGUCAGCCGUGAGCGGCAGCUCAUUGUGCGAGUCCCUCCACGCUUUGUGGUCCAGCCCAACAACCAGGACGGGAUCUAUGGGAAAGCAGGAGUGCUGAACUGCUCGGUUGACGGCUACCCUCCCCCGAAGGUCAUGUGGAAGCACGCCAAAGGCAGUGGAAAUCCUCAGCAGUACCACCCUGUCCCUCUCACUGGCCGCAUCCAGAUCCUGCCCAACAGUUCCCUGCUCAUUCGGCAUGUUCUGGAAGAGGACAUUGGCUAUUAUCUGUGCCAGGCAAGCAAUGGCGUCGGUACAGACAUCAGCAAGUCCAUGUUCCUAACUGUGAAGAUCCCUGCCAUGGUCACUUCUCACCCCAACACCACCAUCGCCAUCAAAGGGCAGGCCAAGGAGCUGAACUGCACGGCACGAGGCGAGCGGCCCAUCAUCAUCCGCUGGGAGAAGGGGGACACGGUGAUUGACCCAGACCGAAAUAUCCGCUACACCAUCACCACCAAGGACAACGGGGACGAGGUCAUCUCCACACUUAAGCUCAAGCCAGCUGACCGUGGGGACUCCGUUUUCUUCUCGUGCCAUGCCAUCAACUCUUAUGGGGAAGACAGAGGUCUCAUCCAGCUCACUGUCCAAGAGCCCCCAGACCCUCCUGAGCUGGAGAUCCGGGAAGUGAAGGCCCGCAGCAUGAAUCUGCGGUGGACACAGAGGUUUGAUGGCAACAGCAUCAUUACUGGCUUUGACAUUGAGUACAAGAACAAGUCUGAUUCUUGGGACUUCAAGCAGUCCACACGCAACAUCUCCCCCACCAUCAACCAGGCCAACAUCGUCGACCUCCACCCGGCCUCCGUUUACAGCAUCCGCAUGUAUUCCUUCAACAAGAUUGGCCGCAGCGAGCCCAGCAAAGAGCUCACUGUCAGCAGUGAGGAAGCAGCUCCCGAUGGGCCCCCGAUGGAUGUCACCUUGCAGCCCAUGACUUCCCAGAGCAUCCAAGUCACAUGGAAGGCCCCUAAAAAGGAGCUCCAGAACGGGGUGAUCCGCGGCUACCAAAUUGGCUAUCGGGAAAACAGUCCUGGAAGCAACGGACAGUACAGCAUCGUGGAGAUGAAGGCCACUGGGGACAACGAGGUCUACACCCUUGACAAUCUGAAGAAGUUUGCCCAGUACGGGGUGGUGGUGCAGGCAUUCAAUCGGGCGGGCACCGGCCCCUCGUCCAGCGAAAUCAAUGCCACCACCCUGGAGGAUGUGCCUAGCCAGCCCCCGGAAAAUGUGAGGGCCUUGUCCAUCACCUCUGACGUGGCCGUCAUCUCGUGGUCUGAGCCCCCACGGAGCACCCUCAAUGGCGUCUUGAAGGGCUACCGUGUCAUCUUCUGGUCCCUCUACAUGGACGGAGAGUGGGGGGAGAUGCAGAAUAUCACCACCACCCGGGAGCGCGUGGAACUGCGUGGCAUGGAGAAGUUCACCAACUACAGUGUGCAGGUCUUGGCCUACACGCAGGCUGGCGAUGGCGUCCGCAGCAACGUGCUUCACAUCCAGACCAAGGAAGACAUUCCUGGCCCCCCUGCUGGAAUCAAAGCGGUCCCUUCCUCUGCCAGCAGCGUGGUGGUGUCUUGGCUCCCACCCACCAAACCCAAUGGGGUCAUCCGAAAGUACACCAUCUUCUGCUCCAGCCCUGGCUCUGGUCAGCCGGCGCCCAGUGAGUACGAGACAAGCCCCGACCAGCUCUUCUACCGCAUCGCACACCUGAACCGGGGCCAGCAGUACCUGCUGUGGGUCGCGGCCGUCACCUCGGCUGGGCGUGGCAACAUCAGCGAGAAGGUCACCAUCGAGCCUGCAGGGAAAGCCCCGGCCAAGAUCAUUUCCUUUGGAGGCACAGUCACAACUCCCUGGAUGAAAGACGUGCGCCUGCCCUGCCAGUCUGUGGGGGAGCCUGUCCCGGCGGUGAAGUGGACCAAGGACAGUGAGGAUUCUGCCAUUCCAGUGGCUGUGGACGGGCAUCGGCAGAUCCAGGCCAAUGGCACACUGAUCCUGCGCUCAGUGAAGGCAGAGGAUUCGGGCUAUUACACCUGCACGGCCACCAAUACGUGGGGCUUUGACACCAUCAUUGUGAACUUGCUGGUGCAAGUUCCCCCGGACCAGCCCCGGCUGACGGUGUCAAAAACCUCCGCAUCAUCCAUCACCUUGGCGUGGAUCCCUGGCGACAACGGCGGCAGCUCCAUCCGAGGCUUUGUGCUCCAGUACUCAGUGGACAAUAGUGAGGAGUGGAAGGACGUCUUCAUCAGUUCCUCGGAGCGUUCCUUCAAGCUGGAUAACCUGAAGUGUGGGACGUGGUACAAGGUGAAGCUGGCAGCCAAGAACAGCGUUGGAGCCGGGCGCAUCAGUGAAAUCAUCGAGGCCAAGACGCACGGCAGAGAGCCCUCCUUCAGCAAAGAGCAGCAUCUGUUCACCCACAUUAACUCUACGCAUGCCCGGCUGAACCUGCAGGGCUGGAACAGCGGGGGCUGCCCCAUCCUCGCCAUUGUUCUGGAGUACCGGCCCAAGGGCACCUGGGUAUGGCAGAACCUACGCGCCAACUACUCCAGCGAAGUGUUUCUGACCGAGCUGCGUGAAGCCACCUGGUAUGAGCUGCGCAUGAAGGCUUGCAACAGCGCUGGCUGUGGCAACGAGACUGUGCCGUUUGCCACCUUGGACUAUGAUGGGAGCACCAUCCCACCCAUCAAGUCUGCCCAGGGGGAGGGGGACGACGUGAAGAAGCUCUUCACCAUUGCCUGCCCGGUCAUCCUGGCCACGCUGGGGGUCGCACUGCUCUUCGUCGUCCGCAAGAAGCGCAAGGAGAAGCGGCUGAAGCGCUUGAGAGAUGCAAAGAGUCUGGCUGAGAUGCUCAUCAGUAAGAAUAACCGCAGUUUCGACACACCAGUGAAGGGCCCCCCACAAGGUCCUCGGCUGCACAUUGACAUUCCCCGGGUCCAGCUCCUCAUCGAGGACAAGGAAGGCAUCAAGCAGAUUGGAGAUGACAAAGCGACCAUGCCCGUGACUGACACGGAGUUCAACCAGGCUGUGAACCCUCAAAGCUUCUGUACGGGUGUUUCCCUGCACCACCCGGCACUAAUCCAGAACACAGGGCCUCUGAUCGAUAUGUCCGACAUCCGCCCCGGCACAAACCCUGUUUCCAGGAAAAGUGUCAAGUCUGUGCACAGCGCCAGGAACCGGUACUCCAGCCAGUGGACACUCAGCAAGUGCCAGGCCUCGACCCCAGCACGGACCCUCACCUCCGACUGGAGGACCGUCGGGUCCCAGCAUGGCAUCACGGUGACGGAGAGCGACAGCUACAGCGCCAGCCUGUCUCAGGACACGGACAAAGGACGGAACAGCAUGGUGUCCACAGAGAGUGCCUCAUCCACGUACGAGGAGCUGGCACGUGCCUACGAGCACGCCAAACUGGAGGAGCAGCUGCAGCAUGCCAAGUUCGAGAUCACGGAGUGCUUCAUCUCAGACAGCUCCUCGGACCAGAUGACCACGGGCACCAAUGAGAAUGCAGAUAGCAUGACAUCCAUGAGCACGCCCUCGGAGCCGGGCAUCUGCCGCUUCACUGCCUCACCCCCCAAGCCACAAGACAGUGACCGUGGCAAGAGUGUAGCCGUGCCCAUCCCUCACAGAGCAAACAAAAGUGACUACUGCAACUUGCCCUUGUACGUGAAAUCCGAAGCAUUCUUCCGGAAGCCGGACCACCCUGAGCCCUGUCCAGUGGUGCCCCCUCGGGAGGCCUCCAUCCGGAACUUGGCUCGGGCCUAUCACACGCAAGCAAGGCACCUGACGCUAGACGCCAGCAGCAAAGCCUUGGCGGUGCCACAUGGGAACGCAGCCACAACCACUUUACCUCAGCGAACUCUCCCUAUGCCGGGCUUGCCAAGCACGGCCACUCCUGCCGCCGCUGCCGCCGCCGCUGCCCCCAUCGCAGCCCCUGCCUCAGGCACAGACCCCACCCCUGCCCCCAGCGUGGAGCCCCGUCUGCCUCCCACCACCAAAAUGGGGGGGUCCAGAGACUCACUUCUAGAAAUGAGCACGUCUGGGAUAGGGAGGGCGCAAAAGCAAGGAGCUGGCACCUACUCCAAAUCCUAUACCCUGGUGUAG